Didymodactylos carnosus is the source of this 228-nucleotide messenger RNA. The record is from the annotation of a GenBank genome assembly. Lineage: Eukaryota; Metazoa; Rotifera; Eurotatoria; Philodinida; Philodinidae.
AUGUUAUCAUCUUCAAGACCAACUGUUAAUGAUAAUCAUUUGAAAUUAUCAUCAAUUAAUCUAAUUCAACAUCAACGUGGUGCUGAGUCAUUAUUAAAACCAAUUAAUGAAGAAGAAAUUAGUCGUUUGAUGCGAGAAUAUUUAAAGAACGAUUCAAUGCAGAAGAAAAUUAUUGAAAUAGUCAAAAAUAAUGAUGAUGACGUUGGAAAGUCACAGAAACGUUUAUAA